This is a messenger RNA of Onthophagus taurus, 1451 nucleotides long. It is a transcript of the gene fy, whose product is annotated as fuzzy planar cell polarity protein-like protein. The record is from RefSeq and is a predicted model, not a curated record. NCBI's taxonomy places the organism in Eukaryota, Metazoa, Arthropoda, Insecta, Coleoptera, Scarabaeidae. Gene Ontology annotation, biological process: vesicle-mediated transport; non-motile cilium assembly.
GUCAACAUAGGUCCUUAACCCACAAUAACAUCAAAACAUAACCUCAAUCUUUCAUUUUCUCGAUUCAUUUAAUUUAAAUAAACGAAAAUAUGACCGCUCAUAUAAUUUGUGUAACUUCCGGAGGAGGUCUUCCAAUUUUUACGAGAAGUAAAGGAUGCACCGAAAAUUUAUCUUUUUCAAUAAUUGGGUCCUUAAAUGGUGUACACAUGUUCUCAAAAUCGCACCUAAUUAAUUUAAUCAGUACGGAAACUCAAGAUCAUUGCGUUGUUUGGAAGGAAUUCCACGAUAGUGUGGUUCUUAUUGGAAUCGCUUCGGGAUGUACCGUCGAUGUUUUUGAGAAGUUAUUAGAUUCGAUGUUUAACGCGAUGGUUUUAGUGGUUGGUUUCGAUGAGAUUAAGCAACAAAGAAAUGUUGAGCGAUUAAAGCGAGAAUUACGAACUUGUUAUCCAAUAAUAGAUAGAUUAUUAGAUACAUUAGAUUGUGGGGAUUCGUCAAAUAAACACAGUAGCGACUUAGUAAAUCUAGUUGAAUGUAUUUUAUGCCCAGAAAAUCAAAACAUACAAAGUGUUCUUAAUUCUUUCACAGAAACCAUUGAUACAAUGUUUAGUUGCAUUUUAAUUCAUGGAAAAAUUGCUGUUGCAACUGAAAGUUGGUGGAGUUUAUGCCCGGAUGAAUUAAAAUUGUUAUCCUUUUUGGCUGUAGUAGAAAAUACAUCAAGUAGUAAAGAUAUCCCGGUUUUUUUACCAUAUAAAAGCCCAAAUGCUGCUUUUCGUUUCAUAUCGGUAACUUUAAUUCCGGAUGUUCAACUUUGUUGUCUUUGUGGCCCAACGCCUUCUUUAGAAGAAGUCGAACAAUUUUCAACGCAAUCGUUCAAAAAUUUGUUGGAAGUUUUAGCAGCUGCCGGACAAUGUUAUCCUAAAAAUUUUCCAAGUUCUUUGCAAUUCGAUCAAGGAAUUUUGGGACUCUUGUUAAUAAAUAUACCAAUUGGGAAAUAUAUGAUGUCGAGAUGUCCACAUCAAUCGAUUGGUAAACGAGCUUCAAGCGGAUCUCAUCGAUUGGAUAUUUUAAGGAGCUUUUAUUAUCAAGCGGUAAUGGAUGUAUUAAAUAAUGAUAAAGAUAAAAUUCAAGGAAAUCAAGAAAACGAAUGUGGGUAUAUUAAAAAAGAGGAUUCUUUGAGAAAUAUUUCGAUGGGGAACGAAACUUAUUGGUGUUCGGAAUAUCAUAAAUGUCAUGCUGCGAGAAUUGAUAAUAACAUUUUGUGUGUUUUAUAUAAUUCUGCCAUUCCCACUCAUGCAAUUCGAUUGUUAACACAAAAAACUUUAAAAACCUUUGUUUGUGAUAAACAAAUUUGUUGGUAAAACACGUAAAUAUAAUUUAUGUUGAAUCGUAUGUUGGUGAUAUAUAUAUUUGAAUGCAAAAUAAUAAUAUUUUGAAUACAAGAUAUUAGUCAA